Fraxinus pennsylvanica is the source of this 2292-nucleotide messenger RNA. NCBI's taxonomy places the organism in Eukaryota, Viridiplantae, Streptophyta, Magnoliopsida, Lamiales, Oleaceae. The record is from the annotation of a GenBank genome assembly.
AUGGCUAAUUUCCCUGUAAAUACUUUCCCUCUCCUCCUUUUACUUCUUUGUUUUACAUCCCUUUUUCCCUUCAUUCAUUCACUUUCCACUAUUGCAAUCUCUGAAAUUGGUCAUCAAACUUUAGUUUGUGCACUAAAUGAUGAAUCAAGAAUUGAAUGUAAAGGUUUUCCUCAAGGAAUUUCAAUUCCAUUGGAGCCUGAUUUUAAAUCAGUUUCUGGGAUUUCGGGUGGAAAUGGAUUCCUCUGUGCAUUGAAUUCAUUUUACUCUUCAUCAGUCUCAAUCAUGGGUUGUUGGAGAUUUUCAAAUAUAUACACCAACAUUACCUACAACUAUAAGAGGCUUUAUAAAGGUCCUCUGCUGAGAGAACUCGACGCCGGGAAUUCCCGUAUAUGUGGUGUAAGCAAUGGAUCCAACCAUUUUCAGUGCUGGCCGUACCGGUCGGAUUUCAAUUACACUGCCGACAAUUUCGCCUCAAGAAUUACUGUGGGAGAGAAUUUUGUCUGUGGGUUGUUGGAUUUAGGAGAAAUCCAUUGUUCAGGAAAUGAUGCUAAUGUUAUUGAUCAUGAACCUAAAGGAAACUUUUCUUUGAUUGAGGCUGGUUUACACCAUGUUUGUGCCAUUUCUUUUAAUGGGAGUUUGGAGUGUUGGGGAAAAAUGGUAGGUGAAAAACCUGGUGGCGAGUUCAAAGCACUAGCAUCCGGGGAGAGUCGGAACUGUGCAUUGAGGCGUAAUGGAACCGUGGUUUGUUGGGGUGAAAAUGGAUUCAAUUUGCCUGCUUCAUUGAAGGAGAUGGAUUUUAUUGCUUUGGAAGCAAAAAUUAAUGUUUUUUGUGGUGUUCGGAAUUCAGAUUAUUCCUUGCUUUGCUGGGGUAAUGAGAAUUUCCAUUCGAAUCCUGUGGUUUUCAAAGACGUGGUUCCGGGUUCUUGCAUAGCUCGAAAUGAGUGUCCUUGUAAUCCUUUACCUGGUUAUGGCAAGUACUGCAGUGAAGGACUAGUCAUAUGUGAACCUUGUGUGCCGCCAUCUCCGCCCCCAUCGCUAGUGGCACCACCGCCACAGAGUUCCUCGAGCAGUGGACAAUGGAAUAGUAAAAUGGUGGCCUUUUUGGUUGUGGGUUGCGUUGGAUCAUUCUCGUUGUUUUUAAGCUUGUGUAUAUUGUUCUUCAGAUAUUGCAAGAUUACAGGCAGUCGAAUUCAUGAUUCAGGACGCCUAGAGGAGGGCGGUUCGUCUCAACAGAACAGCCAAACUGCUCAAGCUCGACCAUCUCCACCGGUCUUGGAGAAGCGGCUCAGUCAUUUAAUCAGUGCAGGGAACGGAGGUCACUUGGAGGAAUUUUCCUUGCAAGAGUUACUUAAAGCAACUAAUAGUUUCUCUGAGGAGAACAAAAUUGGAACAGGAAGCUUUGGAUCCGUCUACCGUGGUACACUGGACGAUGGGCGCGAAGUGGCUGUCAAGAGAGCCGAAGCCUCGUGCUCUUCAUCAUAUGGAGGCUUUGCCAAACAUAGCCAAGACGACAAGGGCAAUGCAUUCUUGAAUGAGCUCGAGUUUUUAUCACGUCUUAAUCACAAGAAUCUUGUUAGGCUAUUGGGAUAUUGUGAAGAUAGCAACGAGCUCGUAUUAAUCUAUGAGUACAUGAACAAUGGAACCCUCCAUGAUCAUCUCCACAAGCUUCAAACUUCUCCAUUCAUGUCAUGGUCAACAAGAAUUAAGGUAGCACUUGAUGCAGCAAGAGGAGUCGAGUACCUCCAUGAGUAUGCUGUGCCACCAAUUAUUCACAGGGACAUCAAGUCAUCAAACAUACUACUCGACACCACGUGGACUGCCAAGGUGUCCGAUUUUGGGCUAUCGUUGAUGGGUCCACAAGAUGACCAGUCCCACCUGUCAUUACGUGCUGCAGGCACGGUUGGGUACAUGGAUCCCGAGUACUACAGGUUGCAACAAUUAACGACUAAGAGUGACGUUUAUAGUUUCGGGGUUGUAUUGCUUGAAUUGCUAUCAGGGAACAAGGCAAUUCACAAGAAUGAAAAUGGGGUGCCAAGAAAUGUGGUGGAUUGUGUAGUUCCAUACAUAAUUCAAGAUGAAAUUCAUAGGGUUUUGGAUGGGAGGGUGCCCCCUCCUACACCAUUUGAGAUUGAAGCAGUGGCAUAUGUAGGGUACCUUGCUGCAGAUUGUGUCAUGCUAGAAGGACAAGAUCGGCCAUCAAUGAGUGAAGUUGUAAAUAGCUUAGAUAGAGCCCUAGAGGCAUGCUUGGCACCCCCCGUGUUAUCUCGAUCCUCCACCGACUCCUCGACGUAA